AAUGUCCAGACGCAGGUGGGAACCACAUUCAACUUGUCAUCCAAUGAGAAGCAGCACCGCUUAUUCUUAAUCUGGUCGUCAACUGCAGUACCGGGCCAUGUUUACUCCGUCCAACAACGGGAUCGUCACGGUCCUUCAAGCUGGAUCAACACAGUGACAGCUCUCACUGGUCUCAUCAUUGUCAAUCGACCUACCCUAUGCAUUAUGGUUCAUAAACAGAGUGUCUGAUUCCUCCUAUCCCUCAACCGCCACUCACCAUGAACGAAUCCUUCAUCAGCAUCGCUUUCUUCAUCUCGACGGCGAUCACCCUGUUCAUACUUCUACUGCCUUCGCAAUAUACGCCGAAGCGCUCGACAGCACAAAAUGCUCCUACCGAGCCUAAACCGACCGUGCAGAUCCUCGUCCUCGGAGACAUUGGUCGCAGUCCGCGGAUGCAAUACCAUGCGCUGAGCAUUGCCAAAGGGGGAGGUCAUGUACAAAUUAUUGGGUACCAUGAGUCAGAAGUUCACCCCGACAUCUCCGCCAAUCUUAAUAUCUCCAUUGUCCCCCUUCCUCCACACCCGGCGUAUCUUCAGACGAGCAACAAGCUUCUAUUCUUAUUCUUUGCUCCGUUAAAGGUCCUUUUCCAGGUUGCAUGUCUGUGGUGGACAUUGGCAUAUCGUACGCGACCGGUGAAAUGGCUCCUCGUUCAGAACCCUCCGUCCAUUCCAACUCUAGCGAUUACAUCUGUGACCUGUUUUCUGCGGCACACGAGUCUAAUUAUCGAUUGGCACAAUUUUGGCUACUCAAUCCUAGCACUCAAGCUUGGGAAUAGUCAUCCAUUGGUCAGGCUGUCUAAGUGGUAUGAGAAGACAUUCGGGAGAUACGCCACAGCGCACUUGUGUGUUACAAAUGCCAUGGCAUCCGUCCUGAAAUUGGAGUUUCUGCUAGAGGCACCUAUCCUGCCGUUGCACGAUCGGCCGGCCCACCAUUUCCGGCCCAUUCUGGAUGACACCGUUCGACAGGAGUUUCUCCUAUCCCUGCCGGAAACUGCCCCCGUACGACCUCUUAUCAAGGCCGGGGUUCUUCGGGUACUAGUCAGUUCAACAUCAUGGACCGCGGAUGAGGACUUUUCCCUGCUUAUUGAUGCCCUCUGCCGAUACUCAGAAUUAGCGGGAACGACCAGACCCGAACUACCCCAGGUGCUAGCCAUAAUAACUGGCAAAGGCCCACAAAAGGAAAUGUAUCUCAAGAAAAUCGCCGACUUAGAAAAAGCCGGGAAGCUCCAAAAAGUGACCAUUCGCACGGCAUGGCUAACCACCAAUGACUAUGCACAACUCCUAGCGUCUGCAUCACUCGGCGUCAGUCUACAUACAAGCAGCAGCGGCGUCGAUCUGCCUAUGAAGGUAGUUGACAUGUUCGGCGCUGGUCUGCCAGUGGUCGGUUGGAACCGCUUUGAGGCGUGGCCAGAAUUAGUCACCGAAGGUGUGAACGGAAGGGGAUUUGGGAGCUCCGAUGAACUCGUAGAGGAGCUUGUUGAACUCUUUGGAGACCCAAGCAAGCUCAGCCAACUCCGCAUCGGAGCGCAGAAGGAGAGUACUCGCCGCUGGGAUGAAGAAUGGAACCCAGUAGCCGGAAAGCUCCUUGAGCUGGUGUAACCAGUAGUCUGUACAAUAAAAGCAAAACACAAGCAUAGAUAAAAGGAAGCGAAAACAAGCAAUUCUUACUGCUAGGCUUGAAAUUUGCCGCUGCAGUAUAUGCAGGUAUCGAAUACGUCCGACAACAUUCGACAGGUCUGUUCAAGCUCAUUG
Aspergillus alliaceus is the source of this 1790-nucleotide messenger RNA. RefSeq names its product chitobiosyldiphosphodolichol beta-1,4 mannosyltransferase. The transcript has 4 exons. Lineage: Eukaryota; Fungi; Ascomycota; Eurotiomycetes; Eurotiales; Aspergillaceae. The coding region runs from base 258 to 1637 and encodes 459 amino acids. Gene Ontology annotation, cellular component: endoplasmic reticulum. Gene Ontology annotation, molecular function: mannosyltransferase activity. The record is from RefSeq and is a predicted model, not a curated record.